Histoplasma mississippiense is the source of this 186-nucleotide messenger RNA. RefSeq lists its product with no specific name. The transcript has a single exon. The record is from RefSeq and is a predicted model, not a curated record. NCBI's taxonomy places the organism in Eukaryota, Fungi, Ascomycota, Eurotiomycetes, Onygenales, Ajellomycetaceae. Bases 1 to 186 code for a protein of 61 amino acids.
AUGGGAUACAAAGACUACGGAUUGAUCAUCAGCAACCAGGUCAAAAACCAAUAUGGAAGUUCAAAAAAGUCACAGGCAAGCUAUCUCGCGGAAAAGGUAGUGGAAUUGAUUGGUAUCGCUAUCAAGUUCAAAACCUCUUACCAAAGCUUUUCCCCUUGGCAAAAGAGUGUCAAAUUGAUCGUCUGA